This is a messenger RNA of Nipponia nippon (crested ibis), 456 nucleotides long. The record is from RefSeq and is a predicted model, not a curated record. Lineage: Eukaryota; Metazoa; Chordata; Aves; Pelecaniformes; Threskiornithidae.
AUGGCAUUCGGAAUGCUAAUCUAUAUUUUGCUGAAAGCAAUGGGGGCGCUGAGUGAAGAGUCAGCUAUUACUGUUUCAUCCCUCAGCACAGACUUAUGGAGUAAUUGGACAAAAAACAGCGCUGAAGUAGACUACACAGAGCAGCCAAAGCUCUUGAAGCUUAUGCAGACGUGUCUCGAAGAACACCACAGCUAUUGUAUCAAUGGGCUUUGCGCUUUCCACAGCGAGCUGAGGAAACCCAUAUGCAAGUGCCUUGCAGGUUAUAACGGAGAGAGGUGUGAACAUCUAACGCUUAAUUCGUACGCGCAUAAUUCUUACGAACGCUACAUUGCUGUGGGAAUUGGCGUAGGAAUACUGACGAGCGGGAUACUUGCUAUCAUCUACUGCUACGUAAGAAAGAGAUGCAGGAAAUUGAAAUCACCCUACAAAGUCUGCACGGGCGAGACGGCGUUGUGA